This is a messenger RNA of Larimichthys crocea (large yellow croaker), 2011 nucleotides long. Its product is annotated as SH3 and cysteine-rich domain-containing protein 3. Gene Ontology annotation, biological process: positive regulation of protein localization to plasma membrane; skeletal muscle contraction; positive regulation of voltage-gated calcium channel activity. The record is from RefSeq and is a predicted model, not a curated record. The coding region runs from base 365 to 1363 and encodes 332 amino acids. Gene Ontology annotation, molecular function: protein binding. The transcript has 13 exons. NCBI's taxonomy places the organism in Eukaryota, Metazoa, Chordata, Actinopteri, Sciaenidae.
CAUGAGUGCUCAGCCUGGCACGCACACAAACACACACACACACACACAAAAUCAUAGGUAAGUACACAAAUACAGACAUAUGCUCAUACCUGAGCACUUUGGAAAUCACCUAGAGAUACAAUACAAGGAAUAAAAGGACCCAGUCUGUGUGAGUGUUGACACAGAGUCCUGUGGGCCUGAAGUGAGGAGGCAGGUUGGUCGGCUGUUUUGUUAAGACUCUGAUCCACCACAGCACUCCAGUCAACAUCAGCAGGUGACGGACUCGGAGAGAGUUACUCUCACGUGGGAUUUUGUCAUUUCUCCUCUGAGCAGCGUGAAUUUUGACAAAGAGGUGAGGCCGUACUGACAUUAUUCACCAAACACCAUGGAUCAGGAGGAUGACAAAAACUCUGUGGAUAUCCAUGACAACCCUCCAGCUCCUGACAAUGUAGUGAAAGAGGACGGAGACACUGUCUAUUUCAUAUAUGAGGAGGAGGUUGAGGUGGAGGAGAAGGAACCAGAACCUCCACCACCUGUUGUCCGGGUCAAUGACAAACCCCACAAGUUCAAGGACCACUACUGCAAGAAGCCUAAGUUCUGUGAUGUCUGUGCUCGUAUGAUAGUCUUGAACAACAAGUUUGCUCUAAGGUGCAAAAACUGCAAGACCAACAUCCACCAUUCAUGUCAGUCCUAUGUCGAGUUCCAGAGGUGCUUUGGUAAAAUUCCACCUGGCUUCAGACGGGCCUACAGCUCCCCCUUGUACAGCAGCGACCAACCAGAUCCAAACAACCCGAACCGAAACGACCCUGUCUUUGACACCCUGAGGGUCGGUGUCAUCAUGGCAAAUAAGGAGCGCAAAAAGAAUGAAAAUGAUAAAAAAAAUAUGAUGGUGAUGAUGGAGGAGGAAGAAGAGGAGAACCAACAACCCAAAGAGAAUGAGGAGGGAGGAGAAGGAAAGCCUGAUGAUAAGAAGGAGAAAGGCGGCGACAAAGCAGAUGACAAAAGUAAGGGUACAUUCUCCCAUUCCCACUACUAUCUGGCUCUCUACCGUUUCAAGGCCAUAGAGAAAGAUGACCUGGACUUCCACCCUGGUGAUCGGAUCACUGUUCUGGAUGACUCCAAUGAAGAGUGGUGGAGGGGAAAAAUGGGGGAGAAAUCAGGCUACUUCCCAACCAAUUACCUCAUAAAAGUGCGUGCAUCAGAAAGGGUUUUCAAGGUGACACGCUCCUUUGUAGGGAACAGAGAGAUGGGACAAAUCACGCUGAAGAAAGAUCAGAUUGUGGUGAAGAAAGGAGAUGAGAAAGGCGGCUACUUGAAGGUCAGCACUGGACGCAAGCUGGGCUACUUCCCUGCUGAUCUGCUGGAGGAGAUCACUGUGACAUAAAAACCACGACAUGCAAUGAAAGAGCCGUGCAGGCACACUUUAAAUAUCAGCACAAAUUACUGCUGCAAUUUUCUAUAUUUGUUGCCUCAACAAAUAUCAUAGCAGAAAUGUGUCUGUUGUGAUGUAUGUGUGGUGAAGCACGAAGAAGAGGAGAGAUUGAUUUGAUAGUUUGAAAAACUAUUUCAUUAAUAUGUUAGUAAGAGACAAUCAGGUGAUUUAUUUGCUUUGUUGUGAAUAGCAUGGUAAUACAAAUGGUCAGAUGCUUUAAGUUAAACUGCUGGUUAUAGCUAGCGUUGUGGAAAGGGAAAGGCAAACCUAGGGAGCUUUGCAAAAUGUUAUGAAAGAAUUCAUUAAUUAAUAUGAAAGUAGACAAUUAACAAAGACUUCUAAUAUAUACAAUAUAUUUAAAUUGGACAAUAAGAACUCCUGUUACAUCUCACAAUAGGUUAGUAAGGUUUGUUUUAUUCCCAUUAAACAUAGUAUUAAUAUACAAUAUAUUUGUUUUAAAACGAAUGAUUAUAGUUAUGAUGAUAAUGGUAAUUUUAGUAUUGUCUAAUAAAAUAGACUGUUUGCAAAGCUCUCUAUGUCAUUUAUAGUUACCUAAUAGAGGCUUCAAAGCCAUUUUAACAUGUACAUAGCUUUAUAUUA